UGAGCCCCCCAGGAACAGUACUUGCGCCUCGAUCUGGUUUCAUGGUGCUGGCUCAGCUGCAUUUAAUUCAGCUUAUAACCACUGUCUUCAGCGCAGCUGAUCGCGCUAAAAUAGGUAUUGCAUUAGUGGUCGCUCAUUCAAUCUGCUUUUUCUUCGCCUCGAAAGCUGUUUAAUUGAGAGGUAGAGUCACCAUGCUAGAGACCACUCUGCUUCCUACUCUGGGAGGGCCAGUUCUAUCUUUUGCACUUUGCACCAACAGCCCGCCCGUAUUGAGCUCUGGCUUUAACGUCAUUCUAAAUAGCUUCUCCCAGCUAUCAAGAUCAGGAGGGCAUUGUCUGUCAUCUUGUCCAGGACGUGCAAUCCACUCGGGUCGGUUCCGACGCUCAGCGGGCAAGGCAGCUGAUCGUCAGAGGAUCGAUUGCCGGAAGCAUCAAAUUACGCUUUUCACAUUUGAGCCAAUGCAAAUGCAGUCAGCUGCCCAAAGGAGAAGCCAAAAAGGUUGCGCAGGGGCUCACAGACAACAGAACACUUCAAACAUCAAUAACCCAGAACAGAACUGCAGAUUGCAAGGCGCACGCAAACGGAUUUCGAAACCAGCUGCAACAAGAAGCCUCACUGUGCGCACUGCCUACGAUUGCAGAGCUGCAAUCUCGUCACAAAGGAACUCCACAACCCCGCGCAAAGUAACGAUGAGCGCUGUGCCAUCCCCAAUCAUCUCCAAUGAAAAGCGAGAAUCUGAUCAGCUCAGGCCUUCGAUCACUGUGAUCGCGACAGAUGUCGACGGGACGUUGUUGGAUAGCAAGCAGCAGCUGCGGGGAGAAACGGUGGCGGCACUCAAAGCUGCAAUGGCGAAGGGAAUCCAGGUACUGAUUGCUACCGGAAAGGCCCGGGGUCCCUGGAUAGACACUGUACUGCCCCAAUUGGGACUCACCACACCAGGUGUGUACAUGCAGGGCCUCAUUCUGUAUGAUGGCGACGGCAGCAUUCUGUACGAGCGGUGCAUGGACGAGGACGUGGCCCGGAAAGUCAUCCGACUAGGCGUGGAAGAAAACGUAACUGUGACCGCGUAUUGCGGGAAUCGAAUACUCUGCGCCGAGCGUGAUAAGCACACGGACCGCCUCAUAGGCUAUGGGGAGCCGGUGCCGGAAGCUAUGGGGUCGCUCCUAGACGUGGUUGGAAAAAUUCCCAUCAACAAGUUGUUAUACAUGGGCGAGCAGUCGGCCAUCGACGCGAUCCGGCCGGCGGUGCAGGCGGCGCUGGGCAGAGAAGCCACGCUCGUGACGGCGCUCAACGGAAUGCUCGAGGUGCUUCCCCGGGGCGCCUCAAAGGGCCUCGGUCUCAAGAUGGUCCUGGAGCGGAUGGCCGUGGAUGCGCGCCACGUGUUGGCCAUCGGGGACGGCGAGAACGACAUCGAAAUGCUGCGGACGGUGGGAACUAGUGUGGCGAUGGGGAACGCGGGGGCGGAGGUGAAAGCCGCGGCGCAGUUCGUGACGUCAUCGAAUGACGAAAGUGGGCUCGCGCUUGCGGUAGAAAGUUUCGUUCUGGGGGGUUUGGAGUCGGGGCGGUGUAGGGUGGGCGAAGGGGGGCGGAUAGAAAUGGUGGAAAGGGUUGAGGUGAUGAGAUGAGACCGGGUAUGGUCUGCUCAGUCACGGGUUGGCGGUAAUCUUCGUUAAGCGUAGCGUCCUUGUCUCGAGCGUGUACAGAGAGGCAGAAGAGGGGGAACGAGUCGUAAGGCCCGAAACGGCUCCAGUUCCAGGGGUUGACAAUACUGACUUGCAGCGCUGAGCUUUUUGUAUCAUUCUGCUUGAAGCGAGUUGACUUUGAGAGCGACUUUGGCCGGACAAGUCGUCAAAUCAGCUCCGACGCUCGCGUUCCUGUAUUGCAGUUCAGUCAAAGCAUGGACCCAGAAUAGACAUUCACGAAGUUGCUAAGGAAAAGAUUCCACUGAAAAGUGAAGGUCACUCAGAGGUCGCGUCUAAUUAUCACUGACGCUGGUUACCGGCCCUGGCAGCCUGGCUCGUGGGCUAAUAGACUGCCCUGAGUCCAUGCCAGCAAACUAAUCAAGACCUGUCUCUGCGAAAAGCUUGGAACAGCGGGUUCAUCGUA
Klebsormidium nitens is the source of this 2106-nucleotide messenger RNA. Lineage: Eukaryota; Viridiplantae; Streptophyta; Klebsormidiophyceae; Klebsormidiales; Klebsormidiaceae. The record is from the annotation of a GenBank genome assembly.